GCCCCCCCUUCUCCGCGGCGAGGAGCGGGAGACCCUCUUGUGGGGCUUUGCGCCCUCGGCAGGAGGCUCCUGCAGCCGCCGCGGAUGAGCCUUCCCCGCCAGAAGUCGGCGUUAGAGACCGGGCUUCCUUUUCGCCCGCAGGCUUCUAUGGGCUCGAGCUAGCGUGCGCGCGUUGCGGCGGCUCGCCUUUCGCUCUGCCGUCUUUCCUCCUCCCGGUGGGGCGACCGAAGCUGGCGGCGCAGCGCCGAGGAGCGGGUGGCGACGGCUCAGCCGCGGCACGGAUGUCGGUCUCCAGGUGCUGCAGAGGCGGAGGAGACGGCGCUAAACCUGAGCGCCUUUUGCAAGGCCGGGCUUGGAAAGUAUGCAUGACAAACUGUCCUACUCUGAUUGUAAUGGUUGGCCUUCCAGCAAGAGGAAAAACCUACAUAUCAAAAAAAUUGACACGCUACUUAAAUUGGAUUGGAGUGCCUACAAAAGAGUUUAAUGUUGGUCAGUACCGGCGAGAUUUGGUAAAAACAUACAAGUCCUUUGAAUUCUUCUUGCCAGAUAAUAAAGAAGCCCAGAAAAUCCGAAAAAAGUGUGCCUUAGCAGCACUAAAUGAUGUUCAGCGAUAUCUUUGUGAAGAAAAUGGGCAUGUCGCAGUUUUUGAUGCUACAAAUACUACAAGGGAACGUAGAGACACCAUAUAUAAGUUUGGUGAAGAAAAUGGAUUUAAGACUUUUUUUGUGGAGUCAGUAUGUGUUGAUCCUGAGGUUAUUGCUGCAAAUAUUGUGCAAGUGAAAUUAGGCAGUCCUGAUUAUGUUGACUGUGCUAGUGAUGAAGCUACAGAGGACUUUAUGAAAAGAAUUGAGUGUUACAAGAAUUCAUAUGAGACAUUGGAUGAAAAUCUAGACAAGGAUCUUUCUUAUAUAAAAAUCAUGGAUGUUGGAAGGAGUUACCUUGUAAACCAUGUAAUGGAUCAUAUUCAGAGUCGGAUUGUUUACUACCUCAUGAAUAUCCAUGUAACUCCUCGUUCCAUCUACCUCUGUCGACACGGUGAAAGUGAACUAAAUCUAAAGGGAAGAAUAGGAGGAGACACGGGCUUGUCCCAGAGAGGGAAAGAGUUUGCCAAGAGCUUGGGCCAGUUCAUUAAUGAUCAAAACAUCAAAGAUCUGAAAGUCUGGACAAGUCAGAUGAAGAGGACCAUUCAGACUGCUGAGGCUCUGAGAGUGCCUUAUGAGCAGUGGAAAGUUUUAAAUGAAAUUGAUGCGGGAGUCUGUGAAGAAAUGACAUAUGAAGAAAUUCAGGAAAAUUAUCCAUUAGAAUUUGCUUUGAGAGACCAGGACAAAUACAGAUACAGAUAUCCUAAGGGCGAGUCCUAUGAAGAUCUUGUUCAAAGGUUAGAGCCAGUAAUUAUGGAGCUGGAAAGGCAAGAAAACGUGCUUGUAAUCUGUCACCAAGCUGUUAUGCGUUGUUUGCUUGCUUACUUUUUGGAUAAGCCUGCAGAACAACUGCCUUAUCUUAAGUGCCCUCUGCAUACUGUCUUAAAGCUAACUCCAGUGGCUUACGGUUGCAAAGUGGAAUCUAUUUUUCUAAAUGUUGAGGCUGUAAAUACACACAGGGAUAAACCACAGAAUGUAGACAUUGUCAGACCUCCCGAGGAUGCCCUUGUAACUGUCCCUGCUCACCUGUGAAUCCUGUUUCCUGAUCAGCUAUGAAAGAUGUGAAUGUGUGUGUGAGCCGCUCUCGAGAAGAAGCCUUGAGGACUGUACCUAAUCAUUUGUAGCUCUCUGGUCUCCCAGCACUGUCCCAGGCUGCUAUCCAAUGUCAACAUUAAGGACACUUCUCAGGGACACGAUGAUGAAAGCCUUCAAAGGAGGCAGCCAGCAAGGCAGAAAAAUGCCUGCUCUCUUCUUUUAAAAUGGAUUUCAAGACAAACUGAGCAUUAAGUCAAAAAUGUACCGAGUAUUUAUGGAACACAGGAUGAAAUUAGUUUUAAUUUAAUAUAUUUUGUCUUUAGCCUGUCAUUUUUGAUCUUGAAUGUUAUGUGUAUAAAUCGUGAGGUGUUAUUUUGAGAUUCUUCUAGAGUUAGAAUAUUUUCUUAAACUGGUCUUUUUCUGUUAAAAACAAUCCUCCUCUGAUUAUUUUAUUCAAAAUUUAUGCACAUGAAAUUUUAAGCAUACCAAAAGUAUUUUAAACUUUUUCAUCUACUAGACAGGAUAUUUAUCAUCUCCAUCCAACUUCAUUCAAGUUUUUUUUUUUCAUUUCAUAAUUACAUUGCUUUGGUUGAUAAUACAAAAAGCUACAUGUUUAUAAUUAUUCAAUGUUAUAAAGUGGACUAUUAAAAUUUCCAGUUUUUGGGGUGGGACAGUAAUGCUGUAGCAGUUGGUAUUUAUAACACCAACUUUCUAAAUAAUUUUAUUAAAGAUUCUAUUUCCAUUUUAGCAUCUAAAAUAUUUUCUCUUUUAUGCUCCUAUUAUAAAGUGCUCCAGAGCCUCCUAGAUAAUUUAUUCAAAUGAUUUUUUGAUCGAAAAUAACAGCAGAUUUCUUUCUACUUCAUAUACAAAAUAAAACCAUUUUCAAAGCCCCUCUUUUUUAAAAAAAUCUCUAAUUCUCUUUAAGAAUACUGAUGGAUACUCUAGCCAAAGUUGGCCCGCAUAUUAUUCAUAAUUUCCAUAAGCACUAUUUUAUACAGGGGUCCCAAUCCUUGGGCCAUGGCCUGAUACUGUGUCGUGGUCUAUUUGGAACUGGGCUGUACAAGCGGUGGGCGAGCUUGCACAGCUCCACUUGUGCAAGCUGCAGUCUUGCAUACUCAUACACAAAACUCCCAUUUGUGCAAGUGCGUUCACCUGCUGCACUCUCCUUUCUCACCGCCAGUCGCCAGUCCAUAAAGCUGGAAAGGUUUGGGACCACUGAUUUUUUAUAUCCUUCAAGGAAAUUCCUGUAAAGUCUAUGAAAAUUAAAAUAAUCUUACAUGGAUAAGAAUAAGACAAUAAAGUAAGAAUGUGGAACAUGGUGGUUAGAGGUCCAAAAAUCUUAGUGCAAUGUGCACCACCAGUUUUGAGAAACACUUAAUCUGAUUUAAGUUCAUAGAAUUGAUGCACUUCUUCAUUUUCCUUAAACCAAAGAUAAGGUAUUAACUUGUUUUGAAUGUUUUUUUGCGGUGAGGGUGGGGGAUAGACAACUAUCGAGUCCCUCCAUUUUUCAUUUAAAAUGUAGGCAUAGUUAAGUUGAAAGAUAUUUUUUGGAGGAUAUUUUAUGGAGGAGCUAGCAGAUGUCAUGCACUGAAUACCAUCAACAAGUUCAGGCAAUGGUGGAAGGUUUCACUCCAGGGGUGAAAUACUACCUGUUCGGACGAACCGGUAGCGAUGGCAGCGGGUGGUCCGGAGAACUGGUAGCGACAGCAGCGUGAGGCUCUGCCCACCCGCCAGGUUGUUGUUACUUCCUGGUUUUAACCAGGAAGUAACCUGUUUUUUACCCUCUGCGCAUGCACAGAAUGGUUUGCGCAUGUGCAGAGGGUCCGCAUGCACACGUGAUGCGGCAUGUGCACUUCCAAACUGGUAGGGAAGGUAAGUAGAUUUCACCCCUGUUUCACUCCCAAAGUAAAUAACAAUGACAGUUUUUCAAAUUGUCUUUUUAAGAUUUUGCAGGACUAUGAAAUCUUACAAGAUUUCAUUCAUCUUAAUCCAUUCUUGCCUGAAACUUUCUGACAUAUCAGCAUCUGAGACAUUCAUGCAAGAAUUUCAAAAUGCUGAAGAUUUGGAAAAUGGCACAUGAUUCCUGCCUUUUUAAUUUUUUAUAUGCUUUUAAAACAUUAACGGGGUGUGUGGACACAGAUGUUUGCAAGAACUUUGUUGCUAAGCCCUGAUUUAGCAUUCUGGAGUUCUUUCACAAAAGAGAAGCAGCACAUCCUUCAGCCCUGUCACUGCCACCACCACCACCAUUUUUGGGGAUUAGCAUCUAUACUGCUCUUCCUCCUAUAUGACUUGAGAGGAAAGGGGAGAGAUGGGAUAACUGCUCCUGUAGUUGGAUUCUCAAAGAUCCACAGAAGAAUGCAGGUUAAUUUGCAGAAUUUUAACAUCCUGCUUUUGAAUAGAAUUUGUACAGAAGCAAUUCCUCUUUGAGUUUGCACGUUAAGUCAUGUAUAUAUUUGUAUUAAAUCAUUAUAUAAUGUCGUUAUUUGUGUAAUAGAAAUCAAGCAGCAGAUUAGAUACCUGUUAAGUUGUUGAAACAAAAAUAAUUUUGUCCUUACCAGUUGGAAGUGUUUUUAAAAAUCCCACUAUCUAUAUAGAUAUCUUAUUGAACCAUACUAUCCUAGUGGUAAAAGCUCUGUGCAAUGUACUGUGUUAGCUUUGCAGAUGAGGGUCAGUUAGUUUCUUUUAUUUUUUUAGUCGCUGGUGCUAUCACGUAUGUUGUGGCCAUGCUGUGAACUCCUUGUUUUGCAAUGCAUUCUGUGCUGUAGAAAUAAGCCAGAAAGUCAAACUUACAUCAAAAGUGGUGAUAAAAUAGAAAUUAUUUAAAUAACAUAUAAAAAGCACUUGAGCUGUAUUUUAUCAUAAAAUGACUUUUGCAUUGUAAAGUAUUUAUUCAGGUAGAUAAUCAUUUACUGUGUUUACCUGACUGGAAGAAACACUCCCCCCCCACCCCAAUAUCUCUGAAUUCAGUCACUUAUUGGAAAGGUGCUAUUGAAAAUAACAUAGAAGAUGAGAGAGAGAGACUGCUUUUCUGUAACGCCUAAACAAGGCUUUUCUCUCUCUCUCUCUCUCUCUCUCCUGUCCCCAUCCAAAUAUACCUCCCACUUGUUUUUAUUUUCCAGGGAAAUCACCCCAAAACUCUGUUCCAUCCACUUUCCCCCUUUUCCCCACUUUCAUUAGAAGGAAGGAGGUAGGUAAGUGUAUGUAUACAUACAUAUUUGUCUGUGUAAGACAGACAAAUAUCAGUGUGUGCAUGAUUGACAUGCACACAGGGAAUUGAUUAAUAACCUUUGUUCUGAUCCUGUCUUUAUUAAGACUUCAUUUUAGAAGAUACAUGAGCACAGCUGCAUGGAUGCCUAACAUACACAAGUGAUGUGUAUACAUAAUACAUAAUGCAUGUGCAUACAUCAUACAUAAACAUAGGAGAGGUGAGGAAAUCUCCAGGAUUGGUUUCAUUUGGCUUCCCAUAAAAUCUCCAGGAUUGGUUUCAUUGGCUUCCCAUAAUAUAAUAUGUUUGCUUCCCCCCCUUUUUUUUUGGGUGGAUAGGUUACCUUCUGUUUGGAUAAAUACGAGCAGUUCUUGGCUUACAUUUAGCAACAGUUUGAACCUCUGACAAUGUUCAACAAGUGGUUCUUACAACAGGUCCUCAGAGAUCCAGCCGUUGCACUGCUCCCUCUGUCACAAGAUCACAAAUUUCGAUAUUCCCUGCCAGCUUCCCACAAACAGGACAGAAGCUGGCAGGAAGCCGGAAGUCAUGUGAGGUCCUUGCUUAACAACAGCCUGGACUGCCAGAACUGCCAUCACUAAGUGGUCCCAAUUGCUGUUGUAAAUUGAACACUGCCUCUACGGUACUAAAGGGACCAGGAAAAACACCAUUGUAUUUUAAUAGGUCUCUCUUACUUAGCAGUAAUGUUUUAUCAUGAUACUUUUUGAACUUCUCUGGAUGUGGGGUACUGAGGGGAGAUGUUAAUUUCUCUAAAAGUUGAGGGUUAUCCAGAAGAAAAAUGUGUAGAUGUAUAAAUCUCUUGAAUUUUGUAAAAAAUACUCAUUCCUACAAAAUGAGUAUUUUCUAUAAAUGAUUUUACUCAUUUCUAAAUGAAGGCAGUAGACUAUCCAUUGAAAAUGUAUCAUUACUUCAUAGAGUCUCUUUAUUGAAGAGAACUAUUUGUUUGCAUAUCUUCAUAUUUUUUUAAUGUGUACAACUCAGUGGCUAAAUAUUUAAUGUAUAGUAGAUAUUUUUAUAGGUUAUAUCUAAAUAUACUUUGUUAACUGUGGUUUCUUCUAUUCAGAGAAAAGGCCAUAUAACCGAAAAAAAUAAUUGUAUGCAAUACAAAUUAUAAAUUUAUGUUGAUACUUGAAAAGACUAAGAAGUUGUUGAUUCUGAUUUAACAAGCUGUGAUCUUAAAUACAAAAUUUGGAAGUAAACCUCUUGAAAUUAGUUGCACUAUCUUCCAAGUAAAUAAGUCCAAAAAUCAUAAAUCAUAAAAACUGUUUACUAUCAGUUUCAAGUAGAUAAACUUGUAAACCUUCAGAAUAUCUGCUGAAUAUUUUGUUUCACAGGACUUACUACCUUUUUUAAGAGUAAAAAAUGAAUUAUAGAAACAUGUGAAUCUUAAACAAGAAGCCAUUAUUGGCAUUUGCUUAAUGUGUGAAAUAGCUUAUAGAAAUAAUAUGGAAAUGAGAAUGUUAUAAAUGUUUCUUUUCUCAAUUUGUAUUACUGAUUCAUAUGAUUUUGAAUUAAAUUUUAAUUCAGAUAUGAUUGUUCAUUUAUUUAAUGCAGAUUUUUCAACUAUAGUUGGGCAAUUUAUUACUUUAUUAAUUGCCAUAAGAGAUGUGUUAAAUCUUUCUCCAAAACAAUAAAAUAUUGGUUCUAAAUUAAA
This is a messenger RNA of Pantherophis guttatus, 6553 nucleotides long. RefSeq names its product 6-phosphofructo-2-kinase/fructose-2,6-biphosphatase 4 (gene PFKFB4). The record is from RefSeq and is a predicted model, not a curated record. NCBI's taxonomy places the organism in Eukaryota, Metazoa, Chordata, Lepidosauria, Squamata, Colubridae. Gene Ontology annotation, cellular component: cytosol. Gene Ontology annotation, molecular function: ATP binding; 6-phosphofructo-2-kinase activity; fructose-2,6-bisphosphate 2-phosphatase activity. Gene Ontology annotation, biological process: fructose metabolic process; fructose 2,6-bisphosphate metabolic process.